CUCAUUUGACUGGGGAACUUUAAAUGAUCGGUUUCUCACUCGCAGGGCGUCACGAAGAAAGUGCAGGGGUUUGCGACUGUCGUUUUAUAAUCUCUUGUCAGUGCUGAAAGAGGACAGCAUGCUGACGUUAUCACCGGUCUGAUGGAGAGGCUUUUCUCAGACGCAAGGGACACAUUUCUCCAGCGUUAACUUACCCAGCGUUUUUCUAAGUUUCACAUCUCGAAGAAGUUUCCACUGUGAUCCACGUUUAACUCACUCGCCAUCAUGGGUGAUGUGAUUUCCUCCAACCUGGACGAGAGCAAACGGGAGAUGAUUACAGCCCAUACCAGGGCCGUGAUGAAGGAGUUUGGCAAAGUUUACGAGGAGCAGUAUGCCGUGGCUCUCUUCAACAGCGUACGAUUUGAGAUUGAAGGUGGUGGGACCCCACAAACGCAACUAUUACACAGAAAGGACCCUCUGAAGAACAAGUCCAUCUUUUCUGGAGGUCUCUUUAACUAUCUGGAGGAGAGCAAGAAAUGGAGGAGUCGGUUUUUGUAUGUGGGCGACACUUACAACAUCAGCUUGUAUGAGAGCAAGGCAGCAUAUGAUCGAGGUAUCCAGAGUAAAGGGACUAUUAAUUGUGCCGGGUACAGAGCCUUGACCUCUAUGGAGGAAUACUUGGGACUCCUUAACAACAGCCCGAGUGAUGCCAAGGCCAAAGGUGGCACUGCACAAUUUCUAAAGUGUCCUACACAGUAUCCCCUCAUCCUGUGGCACCCGUACGCCCGCCAUCACUACUUCUGCGUCAUGACGGAAAAAGAACAGCAGAAGUGGCAUGCCGUCUUCCAGGAUUGUGUUAGACACACCAACAACGGUCUGUCAGAAGAGUGCAAGGUCGCAACGCCAGCUUUCACAGACGCCCUUCGUCUAUACAGACAGGCCAAGGGUCAUUAUGGCACAUGGGACAUGAUGUGUGGAAACCAAGCACAGAUUCUUGCUAACCUUGUGAUGGAGACGUUGCAACCAGAGUUGAAAAAUAUGAUUGUACCGCGUUUGAAAGGGAAGCCGCAGCAGAGACAGAAGGACUGGAUGUUGAUCUCAGAUGCGGUGUACAGACAGGUGCUGUUGCAGACACGAAGUCAGCACGAGGCUCUGGUGCAGUCAUGUGAGGUGCAGCACCCCCGUCUGGAUGCGGCUCUUCGUACAGACAUGGACCAAAUCAUCACAUCCAAAGAACAUGUUACCGGAAAGAUUCGUGCUUUUGUGUUGCCACGUGCAAAUCAGCUUUUGAGUAGCAGCGUUCAACCCUACAUCAACUCCAUUCUGGAAGCCCUCAUGGAGCCAACCAGCAGAGGAUUCGCUGAGGUGAGGGAGAUCCUCUUUCGGGAGCUGGUGGAGGUCAGCAAGAACGCCAUGAACGACAGCAGCAAGGAGAAACUGGUAGAGCAUAUGGAAAAGAUUUCCAUGUUGGCCUUCCACCCUGUAAAGAUGCAGAGCUGUUACGAGAAGAUGGAGAUGUUGAACCUGGAGGGGCUCCAGCAAAGAUUUGACGUUUCCAGCCCAUCUGUGUUCAUCCAGAGAGCUCAGAUUCUUAUGAGACAGCAAAUGGACAAUGGAGUGUACACGUUUGAACAGCUGGUACAUCAGAGUCUACAGGAACACAGCGGAGAAGAUCUGUGCAAGACCAUCCAGCGCUGUCAGGAUCGCGUGCUUAAGAAAUACGACUAUGACAGCAGCUCGGUGAGAAAGAAGUUCUUUAGGGAGGCUUUGUUACAGAUCAUCAUACCAUAUAUGCUGAAACAACUCUCUCCGUCCUGUUCACCGGAUCUGCCCAAGUUUAAAGAGCUCAUCUUUGAGGACUUCUCUAGAUUUAUAUUAGUCGAAAACAUAUAUGAGGAAGUGGUCCUGCAGUCCAUCACCAAAGACAUCAUGAUGGCUGUAAAAGAGGCUGCAGUCCAGAGAAGACAUAACCUGUACAGGGACAGCGUGGUACUGACCAACAGUGACCCCAAUCUGCAUCUGCUGGGAGAGGACGCCAUCGACUGGGCUGGUCAGAUUGAAGGAGCUAAAGAAGGUGAAAAUAAGGGCGGUGAAGCAGCCAAAAGGAGACGUAAACAGAUAGUCUCCAUGAUCCAUCUAGAAGGUAUGCCUCCACUGCCCUACGAGUCUUGUCAGGAGGUGCCAGGUGUGGAUAAUAUCCCAGAGGAGAAAGAGGGCUGGGAGAAAUUGGAAUCUCAGAAAUUGGAAGAGUCAAAAUUGGAAGCAUCAAAAUCAGAACCCCCAGAAUCGGAACCUUCUGAGGUGGAAUCUUCAAAAUUGGAACCCUUGGAAUUGGAGUCUUUAAAAUCGGAACCUCCAAAGCCAGAAUCUCCAAAACCAGAGGGACAGGUGGCCGUGAAGACAGACCCAGGGUCUCCUGACAGCAUAGGCCAAAUCCGUCACCUCAUCAACCCUGUGCUGGAGGUUGUUGGCCUUGCUUCUGAAGAAGACAAGUCUCAGUUGACCAAUGGGGUGUUUCCUCUAGAGGAGUGUGAUGAGGUAAAGCACGUCGUCACAGUAACUGAAACGGUGCAAAGGCAAUCGCCAAUCGGCAAAGGUUUAAUUGAUGAAACAAAAGAUGAAACGCAUGCGGAAGUUGAUGGAAGGUCGGAUGCGGCAGGGAAAGAUCAGACUUCAGAUACAGACCUCUCAGAAGACCAGCAGGCUGUGUCGGCCAUCGAGAGCGCCAUUCAACAGAUCGUGAACGCCGUUCGGGAAGAUUCUGAUGAUGAAUUCCCCCAAUCAUCAUCUACCAACUCCAGCCCUAACCACCAUGAUGACAGCGGCUUUCAGUCUCCAGCCAAUGAGAAUGUAGAAGGAGAGCCUCAACCAAUCACAGUGGACGCGGAGCAGGUGACGUUAACUCUGGUGGAGGAAGCGAAAACACCUCCUUGUUGAUUUUGGUCCUUGAGAACUUUCGGUCGCAGGACAGAAAUCGAAAAUUAAUGCCGCUUGAUUUGAGAUUGAAACGCAGGCCACAUGAAAACACAACUUGUUUUAUAACUGAGCUGAGACACUUUUGAUAUGUAUUUGUCUCUGCACAUCCCUUUUUAUGGUUGAUAUUUCAGCCAUGUUGAGUUUUUAUGUUAUUUUAUUUCUUACAUUUGCAGUUAAUUUCGAUUCUUUCUUUCGGGGAUGCAAUCUGUGUGUAUAUAUUGAAUAUUCUCAUAUAUACAUUUAUAUGAACUUUACUAUCUUAAACUUAUGACUCCCACAGUAAAUAUUAUUUGUGGUUGUUUUUCUGUUCCUGUUCUCUUUAACUACUUCUGCACGACUAAGCAGAUCUUCACAUUUGGUUACACGUGACUUAACCACAACAUCCCAUUACAUCUGCGAGGGUUUUAGUAUUAUUUGUGUUACCGUCAUGAGGAGAUAACCAAACUAAUGCAGAUAUACAUUAAAGUGGCUUGGUGCAUUAGACAGGAUCUCGGAGUUGCAGUAAACUACAGUGAUAUUUUAUAGGGGCAAGCUGACAUGUUAACAGUGGGUGUUGUUAUUUAAACACUAAUGUAUUAAUGUUGCAUAAUUGUGCACUUAUAAUUAUAAUUAUGCAAAUGAAUUCAUAAUAAAUUUAACAUUGCUUUUAAUGUCGGUAGUUAUCACUUUUGUUUUUUAAAAAAAUACAAAAUGACUUUAUUACUACAGAAUGCAUUCACAGUGACCAUUUACAUGUGCAUGUGUAUAUAGCGCACAGAUGCAAGAGUUUGAGCUUUUGCAUAUUGAGGUCAGAGGAUUGGGGUUAUUAUUACAGCUUUUAGUUGGUUUUGUUAUGAACUAAAAAGCCUCAAAUACACCUACACAUGAGGAACUUUGACUCUAAUGGAUGGAUUUAUGUUGGUCAGGUGGGCAAACGUGCGCUGGCAUUUUGGUGUGGGAUUUACUAAUGGACAAAUUUAUGUUGCCUUGUUUUAUAAAGACACAUUUUUGUUGCUUUAUCUUAACAUAUUUUUAUUCCACUGACAUAAAUUUCAGCUGUCAUAUCUUUAUUUAUUUAGUGUGUUUGUUCUAUUUUCUACAGCCUGUUAUUUCUUUGUAAGGCAAUUGUGGAUUAAUAAAUUACAAAUUAUUUUGAAAUAGUAUGUGUGUUGUAUAAAUGUAUAAUAUAAAAUUAUGCUGUUGGUAAUUUUAAAUGUAAAGUAAAAAAUAAACUACUAAACUCUAAAA
Messenger RNA from Misgurnus anguillicaudatus (oriental weatherfish), 4182 nucleotides. The record is from RefSeq and is a predicted model, not a curated record. NCBI's taxonomy places the organism in Eukaryota, Metazoa, Chordata, Actinopteri, Cypriniformes, Cobitidae.